UAUAUAUCUCUGCAGGCUGUGGUCACUCCCCUGCUGCCCCACCAAAAGCAGGCCCUGUCCUGGAUGUGCGCUCGGGAGAAUAAAGACACACUGCCACCUUUCUGGGAGAAGCGAGGCGAGCUUUACUACAACAGCCUCACGUGUUUCUCUGCUAAAGAAUUACCAGAGAGGGUUCGGGGGGGAAUACUGGCUGAUGACAUGGGACUGGGUAAAACUCUGACAACCAUCGCUCUGAUCCUCACUAACUUCCACAAAGGAAAACCUUUGCCUGUUGAGAAAUGUGACGGACCAUCUAAGCCUAUUAAAACUAAACGUAAGCUACUGGAAGGCUCUAAACUGGAAGAGAGCAGAGAUACAGCUAGUGCAGCAGGGGGAAUUUCACUCUGCUCAGAAAUUCCAGAGAAAGAUGUGGUUUGUGUUGAUCAAGCAGAUGUGGUGCUGAUAGAAGAUGAGCCACAGAAAAGUACAGGCAAAGGGAAGCAUAAACCCUCUAAACGGAAAACCAGUAAAGAUGGUUCAGCGUUGUUUGAAGACCUGGACUUUGCGGCGGCCCUGAGUGGCUCAGCAUCAGACACAGUCCCAAAGAAGAAGAAAACAGCUAAGAAGAGCAAACUUAAACAGAGUGUGGAAGUUCCCAUCUCUGAAUAUACAGAUGAUUUCUCAGCGAGGGCAACUCUUAUCAUCUGUCCUCUCUCUGUGCUCAGCAACUGGUUGGACCAGUUAGAGCAACACUUGCAGCACAACGUGAAGCCCAACAUCUAUCUGUACUACGGUUCCGAGCGCAACAGGAGCGAGUCAUUUCUGUCCUCUCAGGAUGUGGUGAUCACCACCUACAAUGUCCUCUCUAGCGAGUUUGGAAAUAAGAGUCCUUUGCAUGGGGUCGACUGGCUGAGGGUGGUUCUGGAUGAAGGACACAUCAUCAGAAACCCAAACGCACAGAUGAGCAAGGCUGUGCUGGAACUGAAAGCUCAGAGACGCUGGAUACUUUCAGGUACUCCGGUCCAGAACAGUGUGAAGGACCUGUGGAUGCUGCUCGCCUUCCUGCGGCUGAAGCCCUUCGAUGUGAGGGAGUGGUGGAACAGAGUAAUCCAGAGACCGGUCACACUGGGAGAUAGGGUCGGCCUGCAAAACCUUCAGAAUCUGGUGAAGUGCAUCACGCUGAGACGGACCAAAAACAGCAAGGUGAACGGGCAGCACCUGGUGUCGCUACCUAAGAAGACUGUUUACGUGGAGCAGGUGGAGCUCAGCCAGCAGGAGAGGGAGGAGUAUGAGCUGGCUCGCAAAGAGGGACGCCGCACAAUCGGCAGAUAUGUAGACGAAGGGUCUGUGUUGAAGAAUUAUGCUGACGUCCUCGCCAUCUUGACGAGGCUCAGACAAUACUGCUGCCAUCCUGAUCUGCUUGGGAAAAUAUCCGCAGAAUUCGCCGCCGCGGACAAUCCAGCAGAUCUGCGGCAGCGGCUGAUAGAAAGACUGCGGCUGGUGUUAGCCAGUGGCUCUGACGAGGAGUGCUCUGUGUGUCUGGACUCCCUCCGUCUACCCGUCAUCACUCACUGCGCCCACGUUUACUGCCGGCCCUGCAUCGCUCAGGUCAUCAGCGGUGAGCAGAAGGCCCGGUGUCCUCUCUGUCGAAGUGAUAUUAAGGCCAGUGAGCUGGUGGAGUUUCCGCCAGAGAAAACAGAAGAUGAGACGAGUAUGAACUCUGACAGCUGGAGGACAAGUUCAAAGGUUCAGGCGCUGAUGGGAAACCUGUUCAGGCUGCGGUCCGAAGACAGCAACACCAAAUGCCUGGUUGUGUCUCAGUUUACACGUUUCCUCACCAUCCUUCAGACCCCACUCAGAGAACACGGCUUCAGUUUUGUACGUCUGGACGGCACAAUGAGCCAGAAGAAGAGAACUCAGAUCAUCCAGGAGUUUCAGAGCUCUGCGGCAGACAGUCCUAAAGUCAUGUUGCUGUCGCUCAAAGCCGGAGGGGUCGGGCUUAACCUGACUGCAGCCUCUCAUGUUUUCCUCAUGGAUCCUGCCUGGAACCCUGCUACUGAAGAGCAGUGUAUCGAUCGUUGCCACCGUAUAGGCCAGAAGAGAAACGUCGUCGUAACCAAGUUCAUUGUGAAGGACUCGGUGGAGGAGAACAUGGUGAAGAUCCAAAAGAAGAAGCAAGACCUGGUGGAGAAGACGUUCGGCUUGGCCAACAUGGACAGGAAAACCUCUCGGAUCGACGACAUCAGAGCUCUGUUGGAGAUGUAGACGUUCAGCUGAUUAAGGAUAUCUGUAC
This is a messenger RNA of Cyprinodon tularosa, 2272 nucleotides long. RefSeq names its product helicase-like transcription factor (gene hltf). The annotation marks the transcript as partial. Lineage: Eukaryota; Metazoa; Chordata; Actinopteri; Cyprinodontiformes; Cyprinodontidae. The record is from RefSeq and is a predicted model, not a curated record. Gene Ontology annotation, molecular function: ATP binding; ATP-dependent chromatin remodeler activity. The transcript is spliced from 19 exons.